UCCGGCACCUUUCCCCGCCCCCCAGCCCUGAGGUGUUGGGUCUCGGGUGCAGGCGGCUGGGUUCUCCUGGUUCUACCCGGAUUGUGCAGGAUCGUUUUCAAAGCUUUGGGAACACGCUUUGGCCUGAUUUGAGGAGGGGGGGCGGGGAGGGGCCUGCGGCUUGCGGCCCCGCCCCCUUCUCCGGCUCUCAGGCAGGCAGAUUGGCCCGCCUCCUCCUUCGGCCGGCCCUGGGGCCGCGUCCCCCAGGCAACUCAGCUACUGAGGCCUGAGAUUCUGGCCGCAGGUGUCCGCGGCGAGGCCCCAGGGCACAGCCUAGUUCGACCCCAUGGUGGGUUUCGGGGCUAACCGGCGGGCCGGCCGCCUGCCCUCCUUCGUGUUGGUGGUGCUGCUGGUGGUGAUCGCGGUCCUCGCCUUCAACUACUGGAGUAUCUCCUCCCGCCACGUCCUGCUUCAGGAGGAGGUGGCGGAGCUGCAGGGCCAGGUCCAGCGCACCGAGGUGGCCCGUGGGCGCCUGGAGAAGCGCAAUUCGGACCUCCUGCUCUUGGUGGACUCGCACAAGAAACAGAUCGACCAGAAGGAGGCCGACUACGGCCGCCUCAGCAGCCGGCUGCAGGCCAGGGAGGGCCUGGGGAAAAGAUGCGAGGAUGACAAGAUUAAACUACAGAGCAACAUAUCAUAUCAGAUGGCAGAUAUACAUCAUUUAAAGGAGCAACUUGCUGAGCUUCGCCAGGAGUUUCUUCGACAAGAAGACCAGCUUCAGGACUAUAGGAAGAACACUACUUACCUUGUGAAGAGGUUAGAAUAUGAGAGUUUUCAGUGUGGCCAACAGAUCAAGGAAUUAAGAGCACAGCAUGAAGAAAAUAUUAAAAAGUUAGCAGACCAGUUUUUGCAGGAACAAAAGCAAGAGACAAACAAGUUUGAUUCAAAAGAUGCAAACGAGUUGGGAAUAAACAAUCAUGCAGUACCUAAAAACAUUCCAAAAGUACCUGAGAAUGCUGCAGAUAAGAAUGAAGAACCCUCAAGCAAUCAUAUUCCACAUGGGAAAGAACAAAUCAAACGAGGUGGUGAUGCGGGAAUGCCUGGAAUAGAAGAGAAUGACCUUGCAAAAGUUGAAGAUCUUCCUACUGCUUUAAAGAAACCCUCUAUUUCUGUUGCUCAGUAUGAAAGUCAUCAAGCAAUCUCCCAUAUUCCAACUGGACAGCCUCUCUCCCCAAAUAUGGUUCCAGAUUCUCAUGGACACCACAAUGGAAAUCCUGGAACUUCAAAGCAGAACCCUUCCAAUCCUCUUCAGCGUUUAAUUCCAGGCCCGAACUUGGAAAGUAUACCCAGAAUUCAAGCAGAUAUACUAAAGCAGGCUACCAAGGAUAGAGUCGGUGAUUUCCAUAAGUUGAAGCAAAGCCGAUUCUUUGAUGAGAAUGAAUCCCCUGUUGAUCCGCAGCAUGGCUCUAAACUGGCGGAUUAUAAUGGGGAUGAUGGUAACGUAGGUGAGUACGAGGCAGACAAGCAGGCUGAGCUGGCUUACAAUGAGGAAGAAGAUGGUGAUGGUGGAGAGGAAGACGUCCAAGAUGAUGAGGAACGAGAACUUCAAAUGGAUCCUGCAGACUAUGGAAAACAACGUUUCAAUGACGUUCUUUAAGCCCUAAAGGAAAACUUCAGAAAACCUAAAGUGCUGUAAAAUGGAAUGAUUUCUACUUUGUUGUUUCUGACUUUUGUUGUAAAGAUCAGUUGUAUCAGUUGUAAAGAUACAUUGAGAUAGAUUUAAGGAAAAAUUUUAAUGAAGAAAUGUACCCAUGUACAUAUGUGAACUUUUUCAUAUUGUAUUAUUAAAGCAGAGAUUUUUUUGUUAUAUUACAGUUGAGCCAAAAACAAAGUAAGCAAAACUGUAAUCUUUGCAUUUAAAAUGAACUAAUGUAUAUUUUACAUUUUAUUGAGCCUAAUUCUUUCCACAAAUGGACAAAUAGUAAAAAUUGGUUGUACGGUUUAUAUGUUGCACAUAGCAUAACCCCAGUGAGAACAGUUAUUCAGCUGAAAAACUUUUUAUACACUAAUAUAUUCUUGUUAGCCCAACAGGUGUUCUGUUCUAUCUACCCCUCAUCUCGUGCUCUUCAUGGAGUUAUAUCUAGUCACAUAAAAGAGGGGUUGGAACCUGGAAGCCAAACACUGGGCAGCAUGUGUGCAAAAUCAUUUCCCUACACCUUUUAUUUUACAUGAGUGCUGAUGUGUUUUGGCAGAUUAACUUUUAGCUGAGGCCUGAUGGAAGUUGAGGUAACCUGCAAAGACAUAACAAUAUUUAUGAGUUAUACCUUACUUAGUUCAUGAAAUUGUGAAAUGCAUGAUUGGCAAUAUCUUUUCAAUUUUUAUUUUUUUCACAUAAUACUGGUACUGUUUAACAAUAACCAUCACUGGCUAAAUUUUUUAUAUUUUCAGAGUCCAAGUUGGUGAAAAUAUUCAUGAUUUAAAUGCCAGAUUCUGAAAGAAGCUAAAUCAACUUCAAAAUGAAUCUGCAAUCAGCAUUUCAAAGCUUCUCUGGUAGUUUUAGUGAUCUUAUUUGACUAGAAUUUUUCAGAAGUACUAUAAGGAGUUUUAACAGAUUUUUAUUAACACACAAAUAAGUAGAAGUGCAGUGAGGUCUACAACUGUUUUAUUAAAAUAGCUUAAGAGUUUGUAAUAAAGAUGAAGAAUCUUUGUAAUUAAUAUGUUCAGAACCCAUAAGCCUCAUAUUUGCUAGACUUACAGAAUUAUUUUAAAUGCAUUUGUCUUUUUUGACACUAUUCUGGAGAAUGCUUAAGCUAGUUAAUCCCUGUUUUCAGAUUUAAAUCUUUUAAAUCUUAUCCCCCCCAAAAUAAAAGGUUUUGAUCAUAAGGAGACAUUUAAGGUUGUUAACUCUGUUUUUCAGAAGGACUACUGUUAAUUGCACAUAAACAUGAAAUGUUUUUUUUCCCCCUUGUGCUCAGGUUCUAGUCAAAAUUCAAACUUACAGAGGUAAAAAAAGCUGUUCAUUUAUUAGAAGUGCAAAAAUUCUUAGACUUCCGUUUGAAAUUAUUUAAUGACCAGGAAAAGAUAUAGUGAUUUACUAAAAUUUUUAUUUCUACCAAAUCAAAAUGGCAAUUUAUGCCUUUGCUGAGUAUAUCAGGCCUAUAAUGAAUAGGUAUAAUAGUUCACAGAAUUUUUUAAAAUGGAGUUAAAGGGAAUUGAUGUACACCUUUUGGGCAUUAGAGUGGGAAGAUGAAUCUAAAACAUACUUCUAGUAAUACUUUAUAUUUAAUACUGUAAAAUCUUUACAAAUGAAAACCAUGAAAUUUCCUGCCUUAGUUCCUUUGUCAUAAGAACAAUCACUUAAUUAUAUGGUAGCUAUUACUUAUAUAGCAAAAUUUCUUCAAUUAGCAGUCUAGACAUUUUAUAAACUGAGAGAUCUUGGACCAAUUGAUAAUGUUUCUGACUGUAUUAACAUUUUAGUGCUAUAAAAUACUAUGUGAAUCUUAAAAUUCUGACAUUCUACAGUCUGUAUUAGACAUGCUGGUUUUUAUAAUAUUUUACUUCUGCCUUAAGAUUUAGGUUUUUUAAAUGUAUUUUUGCCCGGAAUUAAGUGUUAAUUUGAUGGAAACUCUGCUUUUAAAAUCAUCACUUAACUGGGUUCUAAUAAAUUAAAAUUAAACUUGUUUUACUAUUUUUCUGAUUCUGACACAUAUACACACAUCACACUCAUGUGAUGCAAAUAGUUACAUUUUAACACUAAAAUUUGAGCAAAUUUAGAAUUCAUUUUAGGCUAAGCUAAACUAGAUUGCAGAAAAAUUUAUAUUAGGGUUGUUUACCGUAGUGCUAGUGUAACAAAUACUGAAUGCUUCCUAUGUGCCCAGCAUUAUCUUAUGUAAUAAGAAUACUGUAGUGGGUAAGAUAGACCAGGUUUCUGUUCUCAUGGAGCUUACAUUCAAGUUGGACCAGUCCGACAAUAUACAAGUAAACACAAGAACCAGCUAAUUUUAAAUAGUGAUAAGAACUAUUAAAAAUAAAACAAAGUUCCAAGGUUUCAAGGUCUCUUAAGUUUCCAAAUAAUAAGGUUUUCAACUUAACUGAAACAUAAUUAUGAAGCUAGAAUAUCAUGAGAGAAAUGAGGCUGAAGAGGUAUGGAAAGGGUAGGGUAGGUAGAACCUUUUAAGUUCAGGUCACUUGCUACUGACCCAUAAAGAGAAAAUAUAAAAUCCAAAAUAUACAUGGAGGGAUGAUUCUAAGGAAAAUGUGAAUACAACUUCAAAAUCAUUUCUAAAAUAUGUCCCUUUAUUUUAAAAAAUCUUAAGAUUGUGUUCCUUUUUGACUUGUCCUGUAUACACCUGUAAACAUAAAAUUUGCUAGAAUAUGAGGACAGAGAAUGUAUAAAACAAAACAAAACAAAAACCGUGUAGUUAUGAGGGGGGUAGUCACUUGUCAUAAUGGCUAGCCUUGGAAACUUCUGUUACCUCACAUGUCUGACCCCAUGGCUUCAAUAAGACAAUCAAACCAUGUGAUGUUAUUUAAUACAUUUCCAAAGUCUAGGUUAUUGAGUCUUCACAUAAAUAUUCAGUUCUAAUUGGGCUAUAUCUAAUUCCUUUUAAGACUCUCCUCACUAAGGGUUCCAAAUGAAAAUUCAAACAACUGUCCCAGAAAGAAAAAGGGGAAAUUUAGUGGUCCAUGUAAAUAAACUGCAAAAAGGGCAGAAGUCAGCUGGACUUGAGGAUAAUUGUAUUGACACAAGGACUUAAACGCUGCCAACUUUGUUUCACUAACUCCCAUUUCUGCUUCUCUCUACUUGCUACUUUCUUUCACUCAGACUAGCUCUCCCCUCAAAACUCUAACCAAGACUUCCAGCAGGUCACAUUUUCUUAGUUUUGCCACCUGAGAACAGCUGCUCUUCUUUCCUUAAUUCCACUCCAAAAAAUAUGAGGGAAGGGAGAUUUUUGUUUCUGACUAUGAUUAAUUUGACUAGCCCUUUCUGAAUUAGUGGUAACUAUAAAACUGGACAAGAUGUAAGUGACUGUUUUGGGGCAGCAAAAAACUUAAGCUUCUAAAAAAUAAGGGAAACUUAAGCAGUUGAGCCCCACGGUCACCCAGCUUCCUAUGGGUGUAAAAAAGCUGAACUGAGACGACAGAGAUCAUAGUGGGGAGCAGCUGAAGCAGUUGGAAAUCAAUUGGGUGGACAUUAGAGAAGAGGGAGCUAUCUAUACAGAGAGGUAGCCCCAGAAAUCCUUAUAAGGGUGCCCACAAGUUCAUGGCUGAGGGCUGGACCGUACAUAAUUAGAGCAAAACCACCUGAUGCUUACCCCAUAGCAGUUGCCACAGAGUUGAGAAUGGAACGUAGAUACCAGAGGUCAAGAAGUGUUGCCAUAAAGGGCGCCUGGGUGGCUCAGUCGGUUAAGUGUCCGACUUCAGCUCAGGUCAUGGUCUUACGGUUCGGUUCGUGAGUUUGAGCCCCACAUGGGUUCUGUGCUGACAGCUCAGAGCCCGGAUUCUGUCUCCCUCUCUCUCUGCCCCUCCCCCACUCACGCUCUGUCUCUCUGUUUCUCUCUCUCUCUCUC
Acinonyx jubatus (cheetah) is the source of this 5549-nucleotide messenger RNA. It is a transcript of the gene GOLM2, whose product is annotated as golgi membrane protein 2. The transcript is spliced from 10 exons. The record is from RefSeq and is a predicted model, not a curated record. The coding region runs from base 326 to 1636 and encodes 436 amino acids. NCBI's taxonomy places the organism in Eukaryota, Metazoa, Chordata, Mammalia, Carnivora, Felidae.